UCAACGUCAGUUGUAAAAGUUGGCUAUUGAUCAACUUCACUGAUAAGACUUAAGACUACUAACAAUCGACUCAUUGUAGAAUCAACAUAAUAUCUCGGUUCAUAGAACUCAUCUAAUGUUUUGUUAUACGCUGAUUCUAUAAUGAGUUGGUAAUAAUAACCUGUAUGACUAAGGCUAAUUGACCAAUUAAGACUAAAACUUUCGACUACCUCAUUGUAAAAUCAGCAUUACAGAUUCUAUUGUUUCAAGCAAAAACACGUCGAAUGAGCCUAAUUACAUCAAAAUCGGAGAUGCAAUUAUAAAAUCACUCUAAAAUGUUUUUGGCAAGAGUCAUUAGAAAAUCUGUGGUGGCGGUGAGCCCAGUUAAGCAGAAAUGUAAGCUGUAUUCACAUCAUGCACCAUCAAGGACAACGAUUCAUUCUACCAUUCCUUUGAGAUCCUUGAGAUUCUGCAGUGACAGUCCACCCAAGUGUUGGAAUUGCGACUAUGUGUACAAGUCCGAGUUAUUUUGCUCAAAGUGUAAAGUAUUGCAAGAAUUGCCACGGAACUUGAAUUAUUUCGAUAUCAUCGGAAUCAAAAGAGAUUACAAUAUAGUGAAUGAGGAAAUUCAUAAAAAGUAUAGAGAGUUGCAAAAAAUGCUGCAUCCCGAUAAGUUUGGUAACAAAUCUGAAAAAGAAAGGCAAAUCUCAGAGAAGUUGUCGUCUCUAAUAAAUAAGGCUUAUAGUACGCUGAUGCAUCCAUUAAAAAGAGGAUUAUACAUGUUAGAAUUAAAAGGUAUAUCAAUACCAGAAGGCACUACCAGCUUGAAUCCAGAAUUUCUCAUAGAGAUUAUGGAACGUAAUGAAGAGAUAGAAAACGCAAUAGAGGACAAAAAUAAAGUUUUGAAGCUGGCCAAAGAAUCUAAGGAACUACUCAAUAAAAUGUCAAAACAAGUGGCAGAGGCAUUCAGUAAAGAAGAUAUUGAAAUAGCAACAAAAAUUUUAAUAAAAAUGAAAUAUUAUGAUACCAUAGAUAAUAGAUUAAAGAAAUUAAAGCAUGAUCUAGGUAUAGUAGAAUAA
This is a messenger RNA of Atta colombica, 1058 nucleotides long. RefSeq names its product iron-sulfur cluster co-chaperone protein HscB, mitochondrial (gene Hsc20). Gene Ontology annotation, biological process: protein complex oligomerization; [2Fe-2S] cluster assembly. Gene Ontology annotation, cellular component: mitochondrion. The transcript has 4 exons. Gene Ontology annotation, molecular function: protein-folding chaperone binding; ATPase activator activity. NCBI's taxonomy places the organism in Eukaryota, Metazoa, Arthropoda, Insecta, Hymenoptera, Formicidae. The record is from RefSeq and is a predicted model, not a curated record. Bases 315 to 1058 code for a protein of 247 amino acids.